Messenger RNA from Symbiodinium sp. CCMP2592, 4839 nucleotides. The record is from the annotation of a GenBank genome assembly. NCBI's taxonomy places the organism in Eukaryota, Dinophyceae, Suessiales, Symbiodiniaceae.
AUGGCUGAGCCUACAGUGGAGAAGCAGCAGAACAAUCUUGUGGCGAUUCUGAAGCAGAACGAUGAGGACGAGAAGACCAAUAUCCCGCAGACACGUCUUGAUAAGGCAAAUGCUGCAGCCGUGAAACAUUUCCUCGAAAUCAAAAAGCCAACGGUGAGCAAGCUUUGGUGGCAACGCUUUUCCAAAGCUAAGCUCAGUGCUGACAAAGAAGCAUUCGACGACCUGGUCAAGGAAAGCAUUUUUCUUCCAGCGGAUGCAAAACAGGAUGCAGAGAACUACAUUCCCACCAUACCUUGUCAGAAGGCGCUGGAAGAUUUAUUCGUUGUCGGCUACGAUUCCAACACAACAGUGCUGCGUGAACGUUUGAAUGCCAGAAAGCUUUGGGAUGCAGUACAUAGUAAUCCUGCCCGAACGGCCAAUGCGGAGCUUCUACAGCAUUUUUUUUCGCAAGUGCUGGCAAGGUUGGACUCUGGUCGGGGUCGUCGAUCUACACAACUCAUGGAAUCUUUGUUGCGCUGGCGGAGCCUGUCGAAGAAGCUACGCAAGCAUGAAGAAUGUGCUCACGGAUUAUUGGAAGCGCUGGAAACGAAACUUUCCCAUGCAAGUCAGCAACCUCCUGAUGAGCGGGCUUCGGCAAUAUCGCCACAAGAGAAGCCUGUUCGUCGAGCUGUUAGGAAGAAGUCUUCGGCUGCACACGUUGAACAAUCAUUAGCAGGCCAAGCGGCAGCUUCCUCUGCAAGUGGUGCUCGAAGUGGAAAUCCUUUCGCUGGAACCGAGGAAGACCGCUUCGUCAGCUACGAUGUCACGUACAAAUACAAAUUGGCAGACGUGCGUACGCGCAGAUACGCCAGUUUCCAUUCUGCGCAGAAUUUGGGCAAAGCCUGGCAAACAAUUGCUUUGGAUCAAACGGUAGACCUGGACAUCGAGAACUGCUCCUUCACGUUGCUGUUACAGAUUUUAGACAAAUUGAAACCCAACCACGAGUGCUGGUCAGCAGUCAGGGAGACAUUGUCCCUUUGUUCGUCAGAAAGAAACAAAGUCAUUGAAGAAAAGCUGAAGCUGCCGUUGUCAGAAGGAAAGCAUCUUUUACAGAAAGUAUUCAACGGAGGCACACCUCCGGAAGAACUUGCCAAGAAUUUGUUCAUCGAGGACCUACAGCGAGCAAGUCUUUUCUGCCGCUGGGUCGCUGCAACGAUGCUGAAGAACACUGCUUGGCGUGACUUGCUGCAAAUGAAAGACAGACCAGACAUGUCGGUGUUGACAUACUUUUGGAACAUCGCGGAAGAUCUGGCUGUUGAGUCCUGGAUCCGGAAGGUGGAACCGCUGCAGAGCAAGCACAUGUCAUUGCAUUUCGAUGGCAUCAGGGUGGAUCGCGACAUCGCGCAGCCAGAUGUAGAAACUUUCUGCAGGAGUUGCAGCGACACGAUUUUCAAGGACACUGGCCUGGCUGUUCGUAUUCGUAUGAAACAGCACUAUACCUGCCAUGCCCUGUUGCAGCAGCUGGAGAACAGAAAACCAGUCGAGUGUCCUGAAUGUCUUCGCGCAGCGGGAAACUGUAUAUUGGCGGCCCUACAUCAUCUUGGUUUUCCAGAACAGGCGUCUACUAUGGCAUUGAUGACAGAGGGUCCAGAACACAUGUUUUUUCAGCGACGCCGCCAGAGAACAUAUGCGCAGGUUGCCGAGAAAGCGAACAUUAAAGUGUUUCCUCGACUACCAACUACUGCUCUAGAAUCAGGCCAGAAGAUUUUGCUUCAUAUGGCCACCGAAGGGAACCCGCACUGUGUUGCUUUGGAAGUUUGUUCAGGCAACGAAGUACGUGUGACUGACCUGACUGUCAGCUACACUUUUUCCGUUGUGGAUUUGGCACGCAUGCUAUCGGAAGCAACGGAUCGCAAAUACAUGAUCUUCUUUCACCUGAACCAGAAACCUGAGGAUCUUGACAGAGAUGCACAGGACAGCGAGUAUGACCUUCUGAUGGAAACUCUAGCAGGCGGAGACUCCGACGAUGAGUUCGUUCAGGACCUAGCUUUGCCUAUUGUGGAGGAGAAGGAGCAAGAUGAAGACAUGUUGGAGGAUGACGAGAGCGUAACGAGAGUGGGUGACAGACUUCUAGGAUUUCUUCGUGACGAAGUUGCUGCUUUUCUGAACAAGAAACCUGCGCAAGUUGCUGAUGAGGUUCGAAAGAAUGGGAAGGCAUGGUGUCCCUUUUGUCCGCUUCGGUGCUGGGACAAGACUCGACACGGUCGUGUUACGGCACAUGUGCGAGAAUACCAUUCGGCAAGGAAGCAAUUCGUGGCCAGUGGCACGAAGCAACUGAAGGUUAUCAUCGCACUCCACGACGAUGAUCAGUGUCGGCGGCAGCCUGCCGGAAAUUACUUGCGCCGCAGUGCUACUCUGCUGUCCCAAUCCCUGGAUGAUACAAUUUCGACGCAGCACGUGCUCCUGGACAAGAAGAUAAGACUUGUUUUGACGCAGGAUGGACCGCAAUACUGGUCUCUGCAGGCUGUGCAGCGAGGAGAAUUGCGUCGCGUCUAUGCUCUUCAUGCUCGACUCUUGGCAAUCUUUCCGGGUGCGACAAGCAGCCUUUUGCCGCGCCACGCAAAUCACUGGUGGCCAAUGAUCGAAGACAUCUUCCUGUCGGACCGCGUCCGCAGCUUCGAACGGAAGCUCGAAACCGAGCUGGUGCAGCAUCAAGAAUUCGAAGUCAUCAGCAUGGAUGCGACACUACGUUGCUGCUUGCCCGUUAUGGGACAGGCACAUCCGCGAGCAAGCAGAGAAGUGAAAUCACAAGCAGUGUUUCAUGGAGACAGCGCGCUGACUCGAGUAGUUACAUGCAGAGGGCGCACCAAUGCAGUGCUCAUGUUGGCUGCGACCACGACGGAUGAAACAGAUAUCUUGGUGAAGGCUAUGGCCGAGAAAUUACCAACAGCUGGGCUUCAACAAGUGCGAUGCAUGAGUGUGGACAAUCCUUCCGCCAAAUUGUGGAAAGGCUUGCGUUGCAUUUGCCCAAACCUGCAGAUUCUGUGCCUCGACCCUGUACAUCUCGCGAUGACAUGCGAGUAUGCAUCUAGUCGGAAGCGUACGGCAAUGUCAAGGACCUUGCGUGCAAUAUUGCAGAAGUUAUCUGUGCACAGCUCACACUGCACCGAAAACACGUGGGGCACUUUUUUCCGAGGCGAGAACUGCAAGCCUCUAACACAUGCGGAGGAAAGGGCUCGUUUACAAAUUGAGGAUCGCAGCAUGCCGCUAAGGAAAGCUGCAGCUAUCCUCGACAAUUUGAAUGCGUCCGUUCCCUUUUUCGAACGGUCUGAGUGGUCCCUGUCGCUGGCUGCUUUGGCAGCUGUGUAUCGGCAAGACAUGGACCGUGUGGUGCCGGGCCCGAACCGGAAGGUAUACCAACUUCUUCAUUCGGCUGCCGCAGCAGCACGAACGGAGUGGUAUUUUAACAACCUUCGUGCUCGACACAUGAUUGCUACCAGCAGAUUGAGUCUGCUCCCUGUCGGCACAACAUCGAAUGAAUCACUACAUCACGAAAUCAACAAUUUUUUCAGAGAAACACAAAAAAUCCACAAGACGACCUUGUCGCUGAAGCUCAAGAUUCUACAGCUUUCCAAACAAAUGACACACAAUGCUGCGCUGUACCACGAAACUACUCGGCAGAUGGCCGAAGCAGAAGUUCUAGCUCGCACAUCGUCCAGAGAGAUGUGGAGCUCAGAGCAGUGGCAAGCAUGGUGCGACGAGCUCCAAGAUGACGCUCGGAUCAAGAAGGCGAGCCGGCAAGACUGGGCGGCAACGUCAAAAGACGACUCCUACCGGCAGCGUCCGUACAGCCUCGCACGGAUGUCUCCUGGCUUCCGCAAGCGGAAAGCCUUUGGAGCACAUUCCGCGUGGGACUGCUUGCCUUGCUGCAAGUCUGGCAGGUCGAAGUGGACGGAGACCCUGUCUGCCGCGAACUUUACUGCUGCACUGCCCUCGGAUUGGUUCGGGCGGCAGCUGCUUGCAAUCACGCCGGAGCUUUUCGACGAGGUGCUGUCACUGCGAGACAACACCGAGACGCUAUUGCAUCAUAACAUUGGCUUAGCCAUUGCACGUUUGCAAGGCCUCGAGAAGCCCGCUGAGAGGGAUUUGAAUAGUAUCGACCCGCACGAGCGGCUUACUGGCACCGUGGACGAUUGGAAGAGCUCAGAUCACGGAGGGAAGCUGUUGCUGGGUCCCCUGGAGUGGGAUGUGGCAGCAGUGACCCGGAGUAUGAGCAAGGACGAUUGGAGGAGCUCAGAUCACGGAGGGAAGCUGUUGCUGGGUCCCCUGGAGUGGGAUGGGGCAGCAGUGACCCGGAGUAUGAGCAAGGACGAUUGGAGGAGCUCAGAUCACGGAGGGAAGCUGUUGCUGGGUCCCCUGGAGUGGGCCAUGGACGUGGCCGUUCAGACGGUCGGAAAGGCAAGUGGCCAAGCCGUCGUGAUCUCAACCGUCCUAGUUAGUGGCCACCAAAUCCAUGAACGAUUCCAGUUCAAGUGUGCGCAGCAAGUGGCUGACGGGUCCCUGCUGCCUUCGCGAAAGGGCUUCCCGUGGGUUCCUGCUCCGCUGACACCCACAGUGCCGGUCUUUGCCCUGACCGCUGGCCGCUCGGUACCGGCUCGGUCCUUGAUCGAGCCGACGGAGGAUGGCGAGGUGCAGGAUGGCGAUGGAUGCAACAACGACGAAGAGCUGCAAGAGCGGGUCAAGGAUGGCGAUGGAUGGUUCAACGACGAAGAGCUGCAAGAGCCCGUGAAGGAUGACGAUGGAUGGUUCAACGACGAUGAGCCGCAAGAGCCCGUGAAGGCAGCUUUCCUUCGUCCCUAA